Messenger RNA from Ochlerotatus camptorhynchus, 3079 nucleotides. It is a transcript of the gene Clamp, whose product is annotated as Chromatin-linked adaptor for MSL proteins. NCBI's taxonomy places the organism in Eukaryota, Metazoa, Arthropoda, Insecta, Diptera, Culicidae. The record is from RefSeq and is a predicted model, not a curated record. Bases 345 to 2252 code for a protein of 635 amino acids. The transcript has 9 exons. Gene Ontology annotation, molecular function: DNA-binding transcription factor activity, RNA polymerase II-specific; RNA polymerase II cis-regulatory region sequence-specific DNA binding. Gene Ontology annotation, biological process: regulation of DNA-templated transcription.
CAUCCAUCGCAGUCCAUCCAAGCUGUGCGCCGUGCCAGGGCGACGAACGAACGAAAUUUUUUCUUCCAUCUCAUCUAGUGAGUGACCGCCAUUAAAGCGAGACAAAAGAUUAGUAAAGUGCUACUUUUUCGUGCGUGGUGCAAAAGUGAAUUGCGAAUAAGUGUAAUUUAACGGGAUUGCAGUCGGCCCAAAGUGGAACCGAUUGUUGGUUGCGUGCGGCGGGAAUCGUUUACGGCAGGAUUAGCUGCACUCCCGGCUGGUGUUCCAGCGUAUUUUUCUUCGGCUGACCAGGAACCAGAAAAGCUACGAAAAUUGAGGCCUCGGGGGCUUUCACCGGACCGAUCAUGUUCACCACCAACAAUAUCCAGGCCGCCACGCCCGUCGGUAUACAGUACCAAACGACGACGGCGUCGGCGGCGGAUGUGAACAAACAGAUCAAAAUCGACACCCAGAAGGCGACCCAGCAGACGCCGGAGUUUUCCACCUUCUACGCGAACGUGAACAUGAUCCAAAAGCUGACGCCCACCUCGCAGGCACUCAGCACGGUCAACUUGGCGCAGCUGGCGGACGAUACCAAGACGGUGCAGUAUCUGCAACCGUUCAGCUAUGCCAACUGUGGCCUCGUCAACCAGAUGCAGAUUCCCAACGGGGUCACGGGGAUUACUGUGGACGGGCGGCAGCUGGUCAUCAACAAACCGAUAACUUAUCAGUCAUUCCAGAACACUAUCUCGAACAUCAGCUUCAAGUGCGACGUUUGUGGUUUGAUGUUCAACCAUUUGACCCUAUUGAACCAUCACAAGCGCACGCACAACCAGGACGGCGAACCCACUUCGGAUGCCAUCACCGUUGUAACUCAACCGCAGAGUCUCGUCCAAGCUCAGAACAUCAUAUCGGAAACCGGUCAAAACCUUGGCCAGAUACAGAUUGUGGCCACCGAAGCGUUGGAACCUGCGUCCCAGCAAGCUACUCAGGUAACGCAACAGCAGUUGGAACAGGCAGCACAACAACAGGCGCAGCAACAGCAACAACAGCAGCAGCAACAACAACAACAGCAACAGCAGCAGCAACAACAACAACAACAGCAACAACAGCAGCAACAACAGCAGCAACAACAGCAGCAGCAACAACAACAGCAGCAGCAGCAGCAACAACAACAGCAACAGCAGCAACAUCAGCAAAUAGUUCACGUGACCCACGUUAAACCGGAAAAGGUUCAAAAGUGCAUCACCUGUGGAGGACCAAUUCAGAACAACCCCAAGCGCAAGGGUCCCAAGCUGAUACGUUGCGAAACAUGCAUCAGCAACGACAACGCCCAGAAUGUCGGCAGACCAACGCAAAUCUUCGUCGCUCCGGACGGAGACAUAAAGUUCGAAAUCGGUGAAAUUCCUGCCGGGCCCAACAGCAAUUCGUCAAUCGAAACCCUCAUGCCAACGCAGAUAACCACCAUCAAGACGGAACAUCAGCAGGUCUCUCCGGGCGUGCAAAUGACGCAAACGGCUGCCCACCCGGUUAAGAAGCGUAACCUGGCUACGGUCACCAAGUGUACGAAAUGCAACGGAUCCGGUGUGAUAAUCGUCGGUGGAAACCCAAAGCAGAAGCAUCAUCUGCACACGGCUAACGUGACGGUGCAGCAACAGCAAACACAAGAGAAACCGUUUACAUGCAAUACCUGCGGAGGGCGGUUUUCCCGGUAUUCCAGUUUAUGGUCGCACAAGAAGCUUCAUUCGGGCGAGAAGAAUUACAAAUGUAACGUGUGCGGGAUAGCAUUUGCCAAGGCGGUUUAUCUGAAAAAUCAUACUCGAAUUCACACGGGAGAGAAGCCCUACAAAUGCGGCACAUGUGGUAUGCAGUUUUCUCAAUCUCCUCACCUGAAGAAUCACGAAAGAACUCACAGUGGCGAGAAACCAUACGUUUGUGAGGUCUGUGAUAAAGGAUUCGCCCGUCAUGCCACGCUCUGGAACCACCGGCGCAUCCAUACCGGCGAGAAACCGUACAAGUGCAACCGAUGCCAGUCGGCAUUUAGCCAAGCAGCUCAUCUAAAAAAUCACGAAAAGGUACACUCCGGUUUGAAACCGUUCAAAUGCGACAUUUGUUCGGCGGCGUUCGCCGAUCGGUUUGCCCUCAAGCGACAUCGCGGCAUUCACGAGAAAUACGGUCAAACCGCUCCGCUGCAUCAGUCGCAGAUCGUUCAGAAGGAGGAGAUCAUCGAAAUGGACGAAAAGUCGCGAGAGGUGAUAAUUGGGGCAAUGUAAAUCCGAGGAAUCCGACGAUUGCGAUCGGGAAAAUAGCAGUUAUCGUUUGGCGUGCAGAAAUCGUGACGAACAGAGUUUUCCUAUCACUGUUUUAAGUAUAGAAGUCGAACCGAGAUCGUUUAUGCGAGACUCUCAUGGUGGAAAAAAAAAAACAAUUUCAAAGCCAUAUUUAAACAUUUUUGUAGUUAAUAAUUCAAUUUAUUUUUUAACGAUAGUGUUAGAUAUUCGUUUUUAGCAAAGAGAAUAAAAGAAAACUAAAUGAAAAUUCGAAAAAAAUAUCAAUGUAGUUUUACCCGGAAACCAACUAAAAUGGUGUAGUAUUUAUAAAUAUCAGCCAAUCGAUGAAUAUCAAAUGUUGUCGAAUGCUGUAAAAUCGUGUAAAAACAUAAAUUUAAGAACAAAGUUAUAGAUUUGUAAAUGGAAAAGACGUACAUCUUUUUUUUCUAGAGUAAUGAAAGCUUGUAAAUAGGAAAAGAUCAUCAACUAUCAGAAAAUGGAUCAAGAUGUCUCGCGUUCAAACGCAUUUUCGUAAACUGUUAUCUUUCGUUCAUUUAAUUGAAUCCAUCCCGUAGUUGUCCACUUGGUUUCUUGGACCAUAUUAUUAAUUGGGUGUAGCAUUUUCUUUCGGUUUUCCCGAACUCAGUAAGGUUAGCAACAGCCGUACAAAUUAGCGAUGAGAGAGUAUAUUAAUUUCUAUACUAGUUUUAACGUGUACAUACAUGAUGCAAACGAAAAGAAUCACAUCUGUUUGUUCUGUUGUUUCCGAGAAAAGUGUAUAAAUGGCAAUAAGUUUUCGUAAUAAAGUUUAAAAUGUAUUGCAAAGAUGA